Amphimedon queenslandica is the source of this 1206-nucleotide messenger RNA. Its product is annotated as embryonic stem cell-specific 5-hydroxymethylcytosine-binding protein-like. The coding region runs from base 83 to 1090 and encodes 335 amino acids. NCBI's taxonomy places the organism in Eukaryota, Metazoa, Porifera, Demospongiae, Haplosclerida, Niphatidae. The transcript has 10 exons. The record is from RefSeq and is a predicted model, not a curated record. Gene Ontology annotation, biological process: protein-DNA covalent cross-linking repair. Gene Ontology annotation, molecular function: single-stranded DNA binding.
CACCUCUCCAAGGGACUGCAGGUCAGCACGAGGGGUGGGGCUCGACUGAGCAUGCGCAGUAGGUGGUGGUGGGAAACUAAGCAUGUGUGGACGUUGUGCCUGUGCUUUAGAUCCGCAAGAUAUUCGUCGCGCUUGUUCCUACAACUGUUCAAAGGCUGCAGCAGAGAGCCAAAGCGCCUCUUCGACUGUAGUGGAACCAGUUUGGAUCACAGCUAAUAAAGGACAGGAGUAUUAUCCAUCAUAUAACGUAGCCCCUCAAAGCAACACUCCAGUUCUGAUAUCUGAUCAGCAUCAUCAUGUACAGAGGCUGUUGUCUGACUACGAAGAAAAGACGGAGAGAGUUAUACAGGUAAUGAAGUGGGGUCUUGUCCCACAAUGGCAUCGCGGAUCAGACUGCAAGUCCUUCCCUACUUUAUUGAACAACUGUAGAUUUGAUGGUAUGUUUGACAAGCCUUCUUUCAGACCAGCCAUUAGUAGGAGACAGAGAUGUGUGGUUCUUUGUCAGGGUUUCUACGAGUGGAAAAGAGAUAAGAAGAAGAAAGAGAAGCAGCCAUAUUUUGUUUAUUUUAAAGACGGAGCUCUUAGUCUUGACAAGAAGUCAGAAGCUACUGCCCUCUCCCCACCUGCUCCUCCCCCCAGCAGCAGAUUAUUAACAUUAGCUGGUCUAUAUGAUGUAUGGACUCCUGACUCAUUCUCUUCAGAGGAUACUCUUUCUUCAUUGUACACAUACACUGUUAUUACUGUGGAUGCUACGCCCUCUUUUAACGAUAUUCACGAUCGUCUACCAGCUGUUCUGGAAGAUGACACUGCCAUUUCUAUGUGGCUAGAUACAUCUAUUCCUACAUCUCAAGCCGUUAGGUGCUUCAAUCCAAGAGGCAGUGAUAGUCUGAGUUGGCAUCCAGUGUCCAGCUAUGUGAAUAAUGUUAGGAAUAAAUCAUCAGAAUGUGUCGUAAAGAUUAAUGAAGAACUCAAAAAGAAAGGAACGCUUCACAAUUGGUUCAAGAGUGCCUCUUCAAGCAGUGUCAGUUGCAGUGUCACACCUGCAGGUGAUUCCCCGCCGCUGCCAAAGAGAUCAAAGAAAGAAUGCUAAUAACAGUUGUCUUUUGUAUUCAUUGAUUAUUCAUUAUCGUCAUUAUUUAUUCAUUACAUGUUAAUUGCAGUAACAUUUUCUGCAUUCCUUAAAAUAGAAAUCGUUUGUAUUUACGG